UAUUUUGGGGACUAAUGGGGGCGUAUGGAAGCCUCUUUUUCUACUAGUGUUUUAUCGUGAAGUUAACAGUCUAUUGAAUGUUAACCAUGAAAAUGUAGUCCGGUUUCUUGGCUACUGUGCUUGUACUGAAGAAAAGGCCAUGAGAAUUGAAGGAGUAAGUGAAUAUAUUUAUGCCGAGAUAAGAGAAAGACUGCUAUGUUUUGAGUAUAUUAGCAACGGAAGCCUUCGUGGAUAUAUUACUGACGAGUUAAGCAGACUUGAAUGGAAUACACGUUAUCAGAUAAUAAAACAAAUUUGUCAUGGUUUGCAUUACCUACACAAGGAAAAGACUAUUCUUCACAUGGAUUUGAAACCUGACAAUAUACUUUUGGAUAACAACAUGGUGGCCAAAAUCUCGGACUUUGGAUUAUCAAGACUGGAUGAAAAAUCACAAACAAUGGAUGCAAAACGUUGUGUAACAUUAGGAUAUUGCUCUCCGGAAUAUCUACUUGGUGGUAAGAUGUCAGUCAAAUCUGACAUGUAUAGCUUGGGUGUAAUGAUCAUUGAGCUGGUGACGGGAUAUAAAGAUAUCCCUGACAACAAUAAUGUACUGAGAAGAUGGAGACACAGAUGGAAUAAAUCACAGAAGGAAACACCAUGGUCUUACCAGAUAUUACAAAUAACUAAAUGCAUCGGAAUAGGGCUACAUUGUCAGGAAAGUGACCCAUACAGACGGCCAUUUAUACAGGACAUAAUACAUGAUAUGAACGGAAAUGAAGGUACUUUUGGACAAAACAGCAACGCUGAUGGAUUUUAUGCUGACCAGACAAGGCCUUGUUGGGAUGACGAUAUGCUUGAUAUUGAGCCGCUCAAGCUACAUUUUCAGUUCGAACUUAACAAGGAGAUAUCAUGCCUACUUAAUCUAGACAACAGUACAACUGCUGCCAUUGCCUUCGCUAUACAAUCGGUGAGCCCGAUGCCAUACUGCAUACAACCAAACAAAGGAAUUGUUCUACCACUAUCCAGGUGUGCCAUUGUGAUAACAUUAGAGUCACAAAGUAUGCCACCAAAGGACAUGCAACACCUGGGUGAGUUCGUCGUACAGAGCGCCAAAAUAAUUGAUGGAGUUACACCUGAGGAGAUAACGUCGGACAUGUUCAAUAAAGUGUCUGGUGAAGUGGUUGAUGAGGUGAACGUGGAUGCUAUUUUUGAACUGGCACUACUACUUGAGGAAAGUUAAGUAUGAUGUAUACAAGUGCAACACUUCAAUUUAUGAAUUUCGGUAAACAUGAAUAACUUAUUGUACCAGCUUAAUAUGUUUCAAAGAAACCUUUAUACUGGUCACAAGGAAUGUAAAGUCAUCUUAGAGAGACCUAUAUUUUCCAGUGAUAUUUUAGUUUUCUUAA
Triticum aestivum (bread wheat) is the source of this 1385-nucleotide messenger RNA. RefSeq names its product cysteine-rich receptor-like protein kinase 25. The transcript is spliced from 5 exons. Gene Ontology annotation, molecular function: protein kinase activity; ATP binding. Bases 140 to 1219 code for a protein of 359 amino acids. Lineage: Eukaryota; Viridiplantae; Streptophyta; Magnoliopsida; Poales; Poaceae. Gene Ontology annotation, biological process: protein phosphorylation. The record is from RefSeq and is a predicted model, not a curated record.